AUGUGCAAAACAUUCACAGCCUUCAUCAAGAUCGAAACAUCCAAGAGGAUGCCCGAACGUCCUCAGUCCACACUGUACACUACAUCAGACCGUCCUCAGUCCACGCUGUACACUACAUCAGACCGUCCUCAGUCCACGCUGUACACUACAUCAGACCGUCCUCAGUCCACGCUGUACACUACAUCAGACCGUCCUCAGUCCACGCUGUACACUACAUCAGACCGUCCUCAGUCCACACUGUACACUACAUCAGACCGUCCUCAGUCCACGCUGUACACUACAUCAGACCGUCCUCAGUCCACACUGUACACUACAUCACACUUGUAG
Homalodisca vitripennis (glassy-winged sharpshooter) is the source of this 327-nucleotide messenger RNA. Its product is annotated as salivary glue protein Sgs-3-like. The transcript has 2 exons. NCBI's taxonomy places the organism in Eukaryota, Metazoa, Arthropoda, Insecta, Hemiptera, Cicadellidae. The coding region runs from base 1 to 327 and encodes 108 amino acids. The record is from RefSeq and is a predicted model, not a curated record.